CCUAGGCUAAAAGCGGGGGAAAUGAUUUGGCGCUGUGUUAUUUGCUUUGUGUUCGUGGCUCUCAAUCUCAAAUCUUUAUUGAGUCAUAUUAAUAUUUCUCAUAGUCGCGGUCCGGAUUUUCGCGUUAUUUGUGGAAUUGAUGGAUGCACCAAAGAGUAUCGAGUCUACAACUCUCUAUGGUAUCACAUUACAAGAAACCACUACGAACACCUUGAAAGUGGCAGCAGCAACUCACGGAGAGAGAGGUCAACAGCAAGCCCGGAAGCCUCUUCAGCGGUGAAUGCGUGGACAUACAGGCCAACUGAUGCGACGGUGCAAAUCAGAGAGCAUCAAACGGAUGAAGCAGUGGUGGAAAACAGGGUGCAAGAUGUAAUGACUGUUGGAUCAUGUCCUGCUGUAGACUCUUCUGCAUCAUGUCAGUCAGAGGAUGACAUCAGGCAUAACACUCUCACCAGACAAGCUACUGCUAUUAUGUUAACUGCAAGAGAAAAACACCACCUUUCACAGAGAGGUGUGAAUGAUGUCUUGGCAGCAAUGCAGCAAUAUCAAGCCCUGUUGGUGACUAAUCUGAGGAGUCAGCUACAAACUGUAUUCCAGCAACAUCAAGGAAGUGAACUUGAAAAGGAAGCGAUGGCAUUAUUCGACCGGAUUGAGGAUCCAUUUUCCUCUGUUGCAACAACAUACAGGCAGGACAACGUGAUUAAGGAAAAUUUCAAUUUUGUGGAGUCAGAGGAGGUUUCUGUUGGGUAUACUGCAUGCUUGAAGAAAAAAGGGACAAAAAGGGUCCUCUCCACAAGAACCAAAUGUUUUCAUUACGUACCUCUGAUUAAAAGUAUAGAACAGUUAUUGUCCCAUCCAAAAGUUUUAGAAAUGAUAGAUCAGCCGCAAAAAUACAGAAGUGGUGGUUAUCUGUAUGACAUCAUAGAUGGAGAGCUCAUGAAAUCACAUCCUUUAUUUUCAGCCCGGCCCUCUGCUUUACAGAUAAUUAUUUACUCAGACGAAAUUGAAAUCUGCAAUCCACUUGGAUCUCAUGCCUCCAAGAAUAAGUUACUAAUGUUUUAUUAUACAUUAGGAAACAUUGAUCCAAAAUAUAGAUCAAAACUUGCAGCAAUUCGUCUACUUGCUAUUGCAAAGAAGAGAGAGUUGUCUGAUUGUGGAGUGGAUGGAAUUUUGGGCAGGUUGUAUGAGGACUUGGAAAUGCUAUAUGAUGGUGUUAAUAUUCAAACUGCGAAUGGGGAACGUGAAAUAUUUGGAGCAUUAGUUUCGAUAUGUGGAGACACCUUAGCACAACAUGAGCUUUGUGGAUUUAAAGAGGGUGUUGGUUUUGCCUAUAGUAAGUGUCGGCAGUGUGAAUGUUCGUUUGAGGACAUGCAAAUGUAUUUUGACGAAAACAAUUUUGAGCUAAGUACACUAGAAAAACAUGUUCGACAGUGUAGUGACAUUGAGAAGGCAAAUACUGAGUAUCUUAGAAACAGUUUAAAGACUACAUUUGGCAUUAACAGAAGAAGCAAGCUGAUAGAAUUUCCGGGCUUUAACUUGAUUGAACAAACACCUCAGGAUCUGAUGCAUAUAAUUCUUGAAGGCAUUGCUCCAUUAGAAAUAAAGUGUGUGUUAAAACAGUUAGUUCUUUUAGGUCAACUAGACUUGGAUGUUCUCAAUACUGCAUUAACUGGAUUUCCCUACUCUCCACUUGAUGUCAGAGACAAACCAAGCCCUAUAGCUUACAGCACAUUAGCUUCAACUGAUAAUAAAUUGAAGCAAUCCUCAGGCCAAAUGAUAGUUCUACUGAAGAUUUUGCCAUUUCUUAUUGAUACAGCUAAAGAUACUGAGUACUACAAAAUAAUUCUUGAACUCAUAGAAAUUGUUAAAAUUUUGUUUGCUCCGGUCAUUGGUCUACAGACAAUUAGCAAGUUGAAAAGACUAAUUGAACAGCAUUUAAAACAUAUGAAAAGUCUUUUCCCUGAUAACAACAUUAUCCCAAAAAUGCAUUAUUUGAUUCAUGCUCCAUCGCAGAUAAAACUCCUGGGACCAAUGGUCCGUCACAUGUGCAUGAGAUUUGAAUCAAAACAUUGUUUUUUCAAACAGUGGGCCUCAAAACUAAAUUUUCGAAACGUUUGCAAGUCCUUAAUAAGGCAUAAUCAAAUGUAUGAAUGUUGUCAAAAUGUAAGUCAUUCUGAACAACCAAUUUUUGUAAACGAGUGUGGGUUUGGACCAACUUCAGAAAUACGCAACAUGUCGUAUUUGAAAGAAAAGACAAGGGCUUUCCUUGGAACUGAUGACAUUGACAAUGCAGUGUCUGUUAAAUGGAUUAAUCUAAAUGGUAAUAAAUAUAUACGGGAGAAGACAUUACUUGUAACUGCUGUUAAUUCCAAUGAUUUACCUGAGUUUGGACUUGUGAGUAAUAUCUAUGUAAUUAACGCAUCAUUAUAUUGUUUUGAGUUGCAACAGCAUACUACUGUUCGCUAUGAUGGAAAUUACAUGGCAUAUACAAUAGAGAUUCCAAACAUGGCACAAGCAACUGAACUCAUAGCAUCUGAUAAUCUGGUAGAUUUCACUCCAUAUUAUAGUUAUUCUCACAAGGAUGUGACAUAUGUCCCUACAAAAUAUUAUCUUGGAGAUGUGCUUGGGCUACACAGAGCCUCAUCUGAUGGACUGUAAAAGGCUUACUGUUUAAUGUGUUUGCCACAAAUUGUGCUUCUUGACCGUCAAUUUUGUUGUUUCAUGAUUCUUUCUUCUUGAGAUGAACAAUCAAUUAGCAGUCAGAUGCUGAUGCUGCAGAAUACUGCAUGUUCUUUUGUGAUUCAGGAUGCAAUUGAGUCAAGGGUCAUAUCAUUUUGGCCGUUUUUUCAUUUUGUUUUGUUUAUCGGCCAUGCAAUUUUUAUUCAGCAUGGUUAUUUGUAUUAUGUUGUGUGUUUUAUAGACCAGUCUGCUGUCAUCAUAAUAUGUUAGAUAUGAAGCAGCAGGUUCUGCCCAGCAAUGAAAAUAAUAAUCAUUAAAAAAAAAAACUGUC
Molecule: messenger RNA, 3010 nt
Organism: Gasterosteus aculeatus aculeatus (three-spined stickleback)
Lineage: Eukaryota; Metazoa; Chordata; Actinopteri; Perciformes; Gasterosteidae
Source: RefSeq, a predicted model, not a curated record